Portunus trituberculatus (swimming crab) is the source of this 1044-nucleotide messenger RNA. Its product is annotated as putative nuclease HARBI1. The record is from RefSeq and is a predicted model, not a curated record. The coding region runs from base 1 to 1044 and encodes 347 amino acids. NCBI's taxonomy places the organism in Eukaryota, Metazoa, Arthropoda, Malacostraca, Decapoda, Portunidae. The transcript has 3 exons.
AUGGCGGAACAACAACAACAACAACUACAAAGACAACAGCGAGUGUAUCGACAGCGACGGGACGUAUUCAACGAGUACAAUGACGACGAACUCAUCAAACGCUUCAGGAUGAACCGUGCUGGUAUAAUACUCGUAACAGUGGCUGAUAUAGUGAUGGACAAACUUCAAUCCCGAACAGAACGGAAUCGACCACCGAGUCCUGCGACGAAGGUGGCAAUUACCCUAAGAUAUUUGGCCACGGGUAAAAUGAAACAGUGCAGCAGUGACGACUUUGGGACCUCGCAAGCAACAAUCAGCCGUGUCAUUACUCAGACAAUUGCUGCACUGUCAGAACCAGAUAUUGUAACUCAAUUUGUAAAAUUCCCAUUGACUCGCCAAGAAGUGCAAGUGAAACAAGAAGAGUUCAUGGAAGACUAUAGGUUUCCCAGUGUUGUGGGUACCAUAGAUGGCACACAUAUUAGAAUUGUGGCUCCCAGUGUCGAUGAACAUUUAUAUGUAAAUAGAAAACGAUACCACAGCAUCAACGUGCAAGUCGUAUUCGAUGCCAAGUACAGGAUACUUGAUGUUUUGGCACGGUGGCCUGGCUCAGUACAUGAUGCCAGGAUAUUGGACGAGUCUGGCUUGAAGGCACUUUUUGAACAAAACUAUGUCCCAGCGGGAUGCUACCUUCUAGGAGACAGUGGUUAUCCUUGCAAGGAGUGGUUGCUGACGCCUUAUCUAAACCCUCUGGCUGGCGUUCAGACAAACUAUAACACAGCACACAAGAAGACACGUUGUGUAGUAGAAAGGGGGGUUGGCCAGCUCAAGCGACGGUUCCAUGUACUUCAUGGUGAAGUACGAUUGUCCCCAGAGAAGACAUGCAAAAUCGUCUAUGUCUGUGCUCUGCUCCACAACAUGUGCAAGCAGUUUAACAUUCCACUGCCUAUCAACGAGGAAGAUGAACUGUUCCACGAUGCAGCUGAAGGGGACCAUGUUAGGGUGGACAAUCUUCAUGAGAGCGAGACUGAGGGUGGACAAUCUUCAGCUGACCCGACCAUUCACUAA